UGUAUUAAUUUUUAAUUGCGACAUAAACUUUGAGGUUCACAAAUCGACUAUGCUCUAUUUAGUGUCUACCAUUCAACACUUCUGUUGUUUAGCAUUCACUUAUUCUUCUGUUCAUUUGUUUAUGCCCUUGAACUCACACGUGCGCCUAUAGAGAAAUGAGUACGCUGCUUCCAACCUCAACAAGAGUACAUGAUACAGAGAACCAAAAUGCUUCUCAACAACACCGAAGAGAUGCAGGCAGUCUCUUUGUCCUCAAAUCUAAAGGUUCAUGGAUUCACUGUGGUUACCACUUGACAACUUCAAUUGUGUCUCCAUCACUGCUAAGUCUUCCUUAUGCUUUAACCUUUCUCGGAUGGAAAGCUGGAAUAUUUUGCUUGGUCAUUGGAGCUUUCGUAAGCUUCUAUUCAUUCAACUUGAUGUCCCUGGUUCUUGAGCACCAUGCUUAUUUGGGUAAUCGCCACCUGCUGUAUAGAGACAUGGCUCGUGACAUUUUAGGUCCACGUUGGGGUCGCUAUUUUGUGGGGCCAAUUCAAUUUGCAGUUUGCUAUAAUAAUGAAGUUCUUUGUGCUCUUCUGGGGGGACAAUGCAUGAAGGCAAUUUACCUGUUAUCAAAUCCAAAUGGAAAUAUGAAGCUUUAUGAGUUUGUAGUGAUAUUUGGGUGCUUCAUGCUGAUGUUGGCUCAAAUGCCAUCUUUCCACUCAUUGAGACAUAUUAAUCUGGUGUCUUCGGUCAUGUGCUUAUCUUAUAGUGCCUGUGCUACUGCAGCUUCCAUAUAUAUUGGAAACUCAUCAAAUGCGCCAGAAAAGGAUUAUUCUCUGAAAGGCGAUACGACAAAUCGCUUAUUUGGAAUCUUUAAUGCCAUUCCCAUCAUUGCCACAACUUAUGGUAGCGGAAUAAUUCCAGAAAUUCAGGCAACAUUAGCACCCCCAGUAAAAGGGAAGAUGCUCAAAAGUCUCUGUGUUUGUUUUGUUGUAGUUCUCUUCAGUUUUUUUACUGUGGCCAUUUCUGGCUAUUGGGCAUUUGGAAAUCAAGCUGAAGGCCUCAUUUUUAGCAGCUUUGUAGAUAAUAACAAGCCUUUGGCUCCUAAGUGGCUUAUUUAUAUGCCCAACAUUUGCACAAUAGCCCAACUAACAGCUAAUGGUGUGGAGUACUUGCAGCCUACAAAUGUAAUACUAGAGCAAAUAUUUGGAGACCCAGAAAUCCCUGAGUUUUCUCCUCGCAAUGUAAUUCCAAGAUUGAUUUCUCGGUCAUUAGCUGUUAUUACAGCAACUACUAUAGCAGCAAUGCUUCCUUUUUUUGGGGACAUGAACUCGCUUAUAGGAGCAUUUGGUUAUAUGCCACUUGACUUCAUUUUUCCAAUGAUUUUCUUCAAUAUGACAUUUAAGCCAUCCAAGCGAAGCUCCAUUUUCUGGUUGAAUGUUAUUAUUGUCAUUGCUUUCUCCGCACUGGCAGCUAUGGCAACAAUUUCAACAGUUAGGCAAAUAGUUCUUGAUGCCAAAACUUAUCAAUUAUUCGCAGAUUUAUAAUGUCCUUAAUUAGGGUAAUGUUCGUACACUUGGGGAUCUCCUUAUUCUCUCAUGUUUGUAACUUGUUCAAUCAGUACUUUUGCAGUGAAUUGAGUCUAAUAAUUAUUAUGAAAUGGAUGCUGUUUGGAGGUUUGAAGCUAA
Molecule: messenger RNA, 1667 nt
Organism: Glycine soja
Lineage: Eukaryota; Viridiplantae; Streptophyta; Magnoliopsida; Fabales; Fabaceae
Product: GABA transporter 1-like
Exons: 7
Coding region: 156-1526 (456 amino acids)
Cellular component (GO): plasma membrane
Source: RefSeq, a predicted model, not a curated record